CGGAGGAGACUUCUGUGUCCGAUGUUCUUCCACAGCGCUGACUGGGAUCUUUUUUCCUCCAGCUUAAAGUGAAAAAGUCACUGAGGGGGGAAAAAAAAAACUUGACAAUCAUGAUCCACACCGCGGAAUGCCCCGUGGACGCGCAGAGCCUGAUCUCCAUUUCCCUCAUGAAGAUCCACAACUCCAGGACGCAGCGUGGAGGCAUCAAGCUGCACAAAAACCUUCUGGUCUCCUACGUGCUGAGGAACGCGCGGCAGCUUUACAUCAAGGAGAAGUACGCCGAGAUCUACCGGAUGCAGCAGUACGAGGAGGUGAUGGCGGUCUGCAACGAGAUCCAGGAGCUGGACCCGCUGGACGUGGACGAGGAGGAGGAGGAGGAGGAGGAGCAGCAGACGCGGGCGGCUUGCUGCGGCGAUGAGGCGGCGCACUGCCGGGUGGCGAGCGCCCUCCCCGGUAAAGACCCGGAGUCCUGCUACCGGAGCUGCUGCGUGGGUGAGCAAACCCCCGCCGACAACUGCAACAAAACCACCGUGUUGGACCUGGACACGCAUGUGGUGACGACGGUGGAGAACGGCUACCUCCACCAGGACUGCCGCUGCCGCGACGCGCCGCAGGCCGGCCAGGGCGCGCAGCCGCCCGUCAAGAAGCGGAAGGUGGACUCGGGCGCUUGUUGCCCGUGCGACGCCGAGGAAGUGUGCGACUUUUCCGCCUCGCGCAAGCGGCCGAAGCGCGACGAGUACGCGUACUGCCACCCGGACUACACGGACACCUCCAACAUCUCCAACCUCAUCUCCAUCUUCGGCUCGGGCUUUUCGGGACUGCUGAGCAGGCAGGCGGACUUGGAGCAGAUCUGCGGCAAGCAAGCCCUGGCCAGCCUGGGCGCUUGGACCCACGCCAUUGUGGCGUUUUGAACCAAAACCCUGGCAAAUAACACGCUUCACGCCUGUGGAAACCUGGAAAUAUCCUUCAUGGGGUCCUACAUGAGGGCCAAUGGGUUCUAUGUGAUCCCUGGUGGGUCCUACAUACUCAUCCAUGGGUCCUACAUCAUGAGUCCUACAUGCUCAUCCAUGGGUCCUACAUGCUCAUCCAUGGGUCCUACAUGCUCAUCCAUGGGUCCUACAUUAUGAGUCCUACAUGCUCAUCCAUGGGUCCUACAUCAUGAGUCCUACAUGCUCAUCCAUGGGUCCUACAUCAUGAGUCCUACAUGCUCAUCCAUGGGUCCUGCAUUCUCAUCCAUGGGUCCUACAUGCUUAGCCAUGGGUCCUACAUGCUCAUCCAUGGCUCCUACAUCAUGAGUCCUACAUGCUCAUCCAUGGGUCCUACAUGCUCAUCCAUGGGUCCUACAUCAUGAGUCCUACAUGCUCAUCCAUGGGUCCUACAGCAUGAGUCAUACAUGCUCAUCCAUGGGUCCUGCAUGCUCAUCCAUGGGUCCUACAUGCUCAUCCAUGGGUCCAACAUCAUGAGUCCUACAUGCUCAUCCAUGGGUCCUACAUGAUGAGUCCUACAUGCUCAUCCAUGGGUCCUACAUGGUCCCCGAAGAGUUUUUUUUUUUUUUUUUUCAUGGUGCGUCUCCAGAUGUUCCGUACCUGGAAACAUUUGAAAAGAUGAGUGAACCUUCUCUCCGGCAGCACAUAACGGAAAGUCCUUCCAAGUCAUAAAAUGUUCCCUAGGAGGAUGGCGGGCUUCACGUGAACGCGCGUAGGACCUAAUAAGUGUUCUCUGUGCUCAAAUGCAAGAUGCACUUCAUUCUAUAUCCAUGACGUACUGUAAGUACUGUAUGUGUAGGACAUCUUCUUUGCAUGUCUCCAGCAAAGCUGCGUACAAAGAGGUCAUUUCUUCAGAUCCCCACAACGGAAACACAUGUAAUAUGUUGGUUUUCACCAUGUUGUCACACCCGGGGUGUCCAAAGUGGGGUCAUUUGUUUUUAUUAGUCCUGGACACAGUCUAAAACAAGGGCAUCAAACUCGUCUCCAUUGUAGGCCACAUUAAAGUUACGGAAGCCCUCGCAGGGCCGCAUCAUGAUUUAUUACACAAUUAUUAUUGUUGUUUAGCAACAAACUGAUGAUAAACUAGUUUAAUUUUAUUUUAAAAAGAGUUUCAAUGACAAAAAAGGCUUAAAAUAGCUUCUUGCAUAUGCAAAUUGAAAAAAAAAUGUAUCGAUAAAGAGGAAAUGCCUUAUUGACGUGCAUUAUUUACAGGCUAUUGCAGGCCACAUACAUUUAAUUGGCCUGAGGCUUUGAAUGUGACACCUCUGUCGUUUUAAAAAACAAAAAAGGCAGAGGGGAAAAAGAGCAAAACAUGGCAAUGUAUGGAGUGAAAGUACAAAACAAUGUAUUUUAUUUUUAAAUGUUUAAAACAAGGGUCCCCAAACUAUGGCCCACAGGCCGGAUCCAGCCCACCAGCGUCCAAAAUCCGGCCCGCGGGGAGUCCCAAGUAAAAAAAUAAAAACAAUUUUAAUCUGCCCUUUCUAAUCCAUUUUCUACCGCUUGUUACUCUCGAUGUCUCCUAGCCGCUCAGGCAAAUCAUAUUGUCUAAAAAUGCAUUUUCCCAUCGAUAACAUGACAUCAUAACACUCACAAGCGCGUGGCAAGUGCGCGUUCUUUCAGUCAAUUAGUGCAAGAGGAAUAUAUAUAUGUAUAUAUAUAUAUAUAUAUAUAUAUAUAUAUAUAUAUAUAUAUAUAUAUAUACACAUACAGCCCGGCCCCCGGCCAAAUUGUUUUAACCCAAUGCGGCCCCCAAGUCAAAAAGUUUGGGGACCCCUGGUUUAGAAUUUUGGGAAUUUUUUUUUUAAUUUUUUUGUAACUUUUAGUUGUUUUGCUUUGUUUGAUUUGAAUACUUUAAUGUUUUUUUAUUUUUUUUUAUUUGUUAUUUAGUUUUUUUUAAGUUUUUUGUCAUUUUGAAUUGUUUUUUUUUAUAAAAAAUGUUUUACUGUUAUGCAAUUGUUUUUUUCUUAUAAAUUAUUUUAAAAUGUUUUUUUUUUUUUUUAACUAACUGAAAACAUGUGACCUUUGCUUUCUCACUUUACAGCCAAACAAAAUGAUUAAAAGUUGAAAGUAAGUAUGCGGGGUCCACUUCAACAGCACAUUGAAUAUCCUUUCAAGAAAACAAGGCUUUUGUGUUUUGCGUGUGGGAAAGCAAAUAUUUUCUAAUUGUUUUCAUUCAAAAUAUGCAGCAGGACACUAAAAAAACAAGUUGUGGCCCCGAACCGUACUUUGGACACCUUGCCCUGCGAGAUGAGCGCUUAAAGCAGUUAAAGAUAUUAUUUUAUGGUAAAGAUUGGUGACAUAUAAACAGUAUUUUGUCUACACGUGCAUGAAGUUGCCUUAAAAUCAGCGAACACAAGUUAGUACACAACCUGACUGUCUUCCUAAAUGUCCUUUCAAAUGGACAUCAUCAGCAAUUCAAUCAAACCCUUCAAUUAUUUAUCUGGCAUUUUUACUCAUUCAGUUGCUUGUUUUCAGCACUCAUCGAUCAGAAAUGUUUGUGAGUUUGGAUUGUUUUGUACCAGAAGAAUCUGAAGACCUUUUGUUUUAAAAAGGCAAAGUCAUCAUUUCGCAAUGCAUUAGCUUUAUGAGCACGGUGUGUACCAAAAUAAAGAGAGUGUUUUGCCAUUCUCCACAUAUUUUGUUGAUAUUCUUGUAUUUUUGUGCUUAAAAAUGUAUAUUGCCGGGUAACACUGUUAUUAAAUAUUUUUUUUAAAUAAAAGUAUAAUCUUAAUAAAAAAAUUACAACUUUAAUCUCAUCUGUGAUCAUAAGAGCUUUUCUUACACAUACAGGGUGUGCCUAAAGUCUGAAUAUAUCACAUAAACAUUACAAUAUACACAUUGUAUCUGUAUAGUAC
Molecule: messenger RNA, 3841 nt
Organism: Nerophis lumbriciformis (worm pipefish)
Lineage: Eukaryota; Metazoa; Chordata; Actinopteri; Syngnathiformes; Syngnathidae
Gene: ier5l
Product: immediate early response 5-like
Source: RefSeq, a predicted model, not a curated record